Messenger RNA from Aureobasidium melanogenum CBS 110374, 1029 nucleotides. RefSeq lists its product as uncharacterized. The coding region runs from base 1 to 1029 and encodes 342 amino acids. The record is from RefSeq and is a predicted model, not a curated record. The transcript has a single exon. NCBI's taxonomy places the organism in Eukaryota, Fungi, Ascomycota, Dothideomycetes, Dothideales, Saccotheciaceae.
AUGAACAAACAACUGCACUGGCAGCAGCGCAUCGCCCUCGUCCGCCACAACCUGCACGCAGCACACCGCUCAGGCGACUUCACUUUCUUCAAGACCUUGCAGGCUCAAGCUCUUUUCGACAACACCAAUCACGUUGCUACAUUGUCAGCAACUCUUGGUGACGAAGCUGAUAGCGUGCUUUCCGGCCUCGAUGACUUGAAUGCUUCGAUUGCUCAUGUGCAUGAGGACGCUUUCAAAAAUGUUUACAACAGUCUCAAGACUUAUCUUUUUGAGGCUGGCGUUGGCAAUGGUGGGUGUCAUGAGAAAAGCAAGGUCUUCGUUGAUGUGCAGAUGCAGAAGCAGAUGGCCGAUCAUGCGAUCGACAAGGCUACUUCUUCUGCUAUCGCACUGAUCCAGCAGCAGCCGAUCAGCGUUCAAAACACCGCCGCCGCUGUUUGGAUCACCGGCACCACUAUCAUCGCUGACAGCAUUGAGAUUGUCCUGAAGCAUCUUUUGGCUCUCGAUCAGAACAUGCACGACUUCAUCCGCCUCGAGGAAAGCUGGAACGAAGUCAAGACCAGCGUCGGUCACGGCGUCUCUGCCUUGAAAGGAGUCUUCAACCUCAUGAGCGGUGAGCCCGAGCCCGAUACCGUGGGUACCUCCUCUCGCUCCUCCAGCUUCUCUGGAACCAUGUUCCGUCGUUUCUCGAGCGCUUUCAGCUCCGCACCUGCCAGCCGCUCCUCUACUGUCUCGCUUCCUGGCAGUCGCUCUGGUUCUUUCUCCACUCAGAACCAUCAUGUCAGGUCUUCGUCGUUCAAUGCUCCUGACUAUAAUGGACGCAACAGCUUCCGCAACAGUAUUUCUUCUGCUUGUCCCAUGUCUUUGCCUGCUAAUCAGGGGUGGAAGCAUACUAAUCUUGAUACUAUCCCUCCGACCCCUGCAGCUGGAGAUAUUGGUGAUCAAGAGGUUAAUCCUUUCGAUACGUCUCUGCCGCCCAUGCCAGAGAUCCCUAGUUUAAUGGACCAUAGAUCUGAGCAGGCUGUGAUGUGA